CAAAUUACAAUCAAAAGGGCGCUGAUCUGUAUGCAACUAGACAUUGCACUUAUUGUAUUACUGGUUGCCUGAGGUUAAAUAAAUAUCUUUCAAACAAAAAUAUUGAAAAAAGUAUCUGAAAAGUAAAUAAAAACCCAAGUGAAUGUUGACAGGAAACUUUUAUUAGGAUGUUCUGUGGUAUAAGCCUUUCUUUAAAUUACAUAAACAAGGACGAACUUCAUAGCAAAGCACGGAAUUCUUUGAAAUACGAUUUUUUUAUUAAGGUCGUUGAUUACAAAUAAUACCUAUAACAAUUAUAACCAAGAUUUUUUUGGAAUUUACAAAUUUGUGAAUAAACCAAAACGGAAAUAGAAGUCCAUUUUUUUAAGCCGAAGACCAGGAAGACAAGUGUAGUCUCCAUGCUGAAGACCAUCGUUUAGAUAUGUGCGAGUUGCCUUUCUUUGAAUAAAGCUAACCUAAAAGUGGCAAAAUGGAUAAUGAUAAUAUAUCUCAGCAGUCUGAUGAGAUUGAAGUACUUAAAUCGAUUUUUGAGGAUCAAUGGGAAAUCGAUACUGAAACUGGAACGUAUAGCAUGCAGAUCGAUCAGAAUGUAAAAUUGUUUAUAACCUUAAGCCCCGAUUACCCAUCAAGUGCACCCCCUAAAUAUGAAUUACUGGCACCUACGUUAACUAGCUCCCAGAAAGAUAUAAUCAAGACUGAAUUUCAACGUAUAUAUGAAGAAGAAUGUGGCAACCCAAUUAUUUUCCAGUGGAUAGAAAAAUUGAAGGAAAUCGUUUCCAAACCCACACCAAAUGAAAAUUCUUUGUGUGAUAUUAGUCUAAAUGCUUUAAUAGUAACUAAUGUGGAUCAAACCGGUCAGAGUAGUAAGCGGGAAGUAAUGAACGUUACACACGGCCUUACAAUAGUCGAUAGAAAAAGUGUGUUUCAAGGACAUGCUUGUGCGGUAAAGGAUGAGAAGAACGUAAAGGAAUUUAUGAAUUACUUAUUAGAAAAUAAAAAAAUCGCUCAAGCUACUCACAACAUAUCUGCCUACAGAAUAUCGCUGCCAAACUCUGUGAUUGUACAGGACUGCAACGAUGACGGAGAAGCACAUGCAUCUGGUAGAAUACUCCAUCUACUUCAAAUUUUAAAGCUUACGAAUGUCAUGGUCGUUGUGUCGAGAUGGUACGGGGGUAUACAUUUAGGUCCCGAUCGAUUUAAACAUAUAAAUAACGCAGCGCGGCAGGUUCUCUUGCAAGGUGGAUUUAUAAAGGCGUGAUAUGAUAAUAUGUACCGUAUCGUCAAUGUUUCUUCUAUCUUGAUAAACAUUGAAUAAGAUGUACAAGCCUGUAGAAAAUAUAAAUUAAAUUUUUUAUUGCUCGCCAUUUUUUUUAAAAGAAAAUUGUUUUCAUCAAUAUUUUUUUGAAAUAAUUUAGCUAUUUGAAUUAUAUGGUUUUUGUCAAA
This is a messenger RNA of Anoplophora glabripennis (Asian longhorned beetle), 1443 nucleotides long. RefSeq names its product protein IMPACT-like. The transcript has 5 exons. Gene Ontology annotation, molecular function: protein binding. Gene Ontology annotation, biological process: regulation of translational initiation. Bases 470 to 1258 code for a protein of 262 amino acids. Lineage: Eukaryota; Metazoa; Arthropoda; Insecta; Coleoptera; Cerambycidae. Gene Ontology annotation, cellular component: cytoplasm. The record is from RefSeq and is a predicted model, not a curated record.